Fukomys damarensis (Damara mole-rat) is the source of this 2477-nucleotide messenger RNA. RefSeq names its product solute carrier family 6 member 4 (gene Slc6a4). The record is from RefSeq and is a predicted model, not a curated record. Gene Ontology annotation, biological process: sodium ion transmembrane transport; serotonin uptake. Gene Ontology annotation, molecular function: serotonin:sodium:chloride symporter activity; serotonin binding. NCBI's taxonomy places the organism in Eukaryota, Metazoa, Chordata, Mammalia, Rodentia, Bathyergidae. Gene Ontology annotation, cellular component: plasma membrane; neuron projection. The transcript is spliced from 16 exons. The coding region runs from base 502 to 2394 and encodes 630 amino acids.
GCCUCGAGGGCGCGAGGGUCGCGCCGCCUCUGCCCGGUGCAGCCUCCCUCGCCCCACCGGCAGGGACUGGGAGCCCAGAAGGGUCCUGGAGGUGAAGGAGGCUGGCUUGUACUUGCCUAACUCUCAGGACAUCAUCACCAGGCCUAGGACACGUGUGUCCUGAGCUCCAGACCUCAGUCCAGAGGAGAGUGGAGCUGCCUUCCCUGCUCUCUGGCCCAUGGCAGCGUAAAGAAGGCACAGUGACCCUGGCCCAAGCCUCUCCGCAGGGCUGCAAGGAGACAGGGACACUAUGUACGUCGUCAGUGACUCUCAUGCCCUUCUCCCUGGCUCUCCCAGAUGAGACUGACAAGUGGCCUGGCUACAGGAGCUGCUGUGUGGCAAGAAGAAUGAGCUCUUGAUCCCAUCACUGUAAAACUCUGAGGGUCUCCACAAAGCCAAACACCAAGAAUUCAUUUCAGGUCCUUGGCAGAUGGGCGCCAGUGCUAUUUACUAACCAGCAAGAUGGAGACCACACCCUUGAAUUCUCAGAAGGCACUUUCGGUGUGUAAGGACAGAGAGGAUUGUCAGGAAAACAGCCUUUUACAGAAGAAUGUUCCUGAGUCAGGGGGUAAAGCAGAGUCUGGCCAGAUAUCCAAUGGGUACUCCGCAGCUCCCAGCUCCAGCACAGGGGAUGACACAGGGCACUCUGUCCCAGCUGCCACCACCACCCUGGUGGCUGAGGUGCAUCAAGGGGAAAGGGAGACCUGGGGCAAGAAGGCGGAUUUCCUCCUCUCCGUCAUCGGCUAUGCUGUGGACCUGGGCAACAUCUGGCGCUUUCCCUACAUAUGUUACCAGAACGGAGGAGGAGCAUUCCUCCUCCCCUACACCAUCAUGGCCAUAUUUGGAGGGAUUCCACUCUUUUAUAUGGAGCUUGCAUUGGGUCAGUACCACCGAAAUGGAUGCAUUUCUAUAUGGAGGAAAAUCUGCCCAAUUUUCAAAGGGAUUGGCUAUGCCAUCUGCAUCAUCGCCUUUUACAUUGCCUCCUACUACAACACCAUCAUGGCCUGGGCACUCUACUACCUCAUCUCCUCCUUCACUGACCAGCUGCCCUGGACCAGCUGCAGGAACUCCUGGAACACUGGAAACUGCACCAACUACUUCUCCGAGGACAACAUCACCUGGACACUCCACUCCACGUCCCCUGCAGAAGAAUUUUAUACACGCCACAUCCUACAGAUCCACCGAUCUAAGGGACUCCAGGACAUGGGUGGCAUCAGUUGGCAGCUUACCCUCUGCAUCAUGCUUAUCUUUACCAUUAUAUACUUCAGCAUCUGGAAAGGCGUCAAAACAUCUGGCAAGGUGGUGUGGGUGACAGCUACCUUUCCUUAUAUCAUCCUUUCCAUACUGCUGGUGAGGGGGGCCACACUCCCAGGGGCAUGGAAGGGUGUUCUCUUCUACCUGAAACCGAACUGGCAGAAACUGCUGGAGACGGGGGUGUGGAUCGAUGCUGCGGCUCAGAUAUUCUUCUCUCUUGGUCCAGGCUUUGGGGUCCUCCUGGCUUUUGCCAGCUAUAACAAAUUCAACAAUAACUGUUACCAAGAUGCGCUGGUGACCAGUGUGGUGAACUGCAUGACGAGCUUCAUUUCGGGAUUUGUCAUCUUCACGGUGCUGGGGUAUAUGGCUGAGAUGAGGAAUGAAGAUGUAUCCGAGGUGGCCAAAGAUGCAGGCCCCAGCCUCCUCUUCAUCACGUAUGCAGAAGCCAUAGCCAACAUGCCAGCGUCCACGUUUUUUGCCAUCAUCUUCUUCCUCAUGUUAAUCACACUGGGUUUGGACAGCACGUUUGCAGGCUUGGAGGGAGUGAUCACAGCUGUGCUGGAUGAGUUUCCGCACAUCUGGGCCAAGCGCCGAGAGUGGUUUGUGCUUGCUGUGGUCAUUAUUUGCUUCUUUGGAUCCUUGACCACCCUGACUUUUGGAGGAGCCUACGUGGUGAAGCUGCUGGAAGAGUAUGCCACGGGGCCUGCGGUGCUCAGUGUCGCAUUUAUAGAAGCAAUCGCUGUGUCCUGGUUCUAUGGCAUCACUCAGUUCUGCAGUGAUGUGAAGGAGAUGCUUGGCUUCAGCCCUGGAUGGUUUUGGAAGAUCUGCUGGGUAGCCAUCAGCCCUCUGUUUCUCCUGUUCAUCAUCUGCAGUUUUCUGAUGACCCCGCCCCAGCUGCGACUUUUCCAUUACAGUUAUCCCCAUUGGAGUGUCAUCCUGGGUUACUGCAUAGGGAUUUCCUCUAUUAUCUGUAUCCCCACAUAUAUAAUUUAUCGGCUGAUCAUUACUCCAGGGACCCUGAAGGAGCGCAUUAUGAAAAGUAUCACUCCAGAAACAGCAACAGAAAUUCCUUGUGGGGACAUCCGCUUGAAUGCUGUGUAACCCAUUCCAGUGAGAAAUGGCUUCCCAGCCCCUACUCCAGCUCUGAUGAAUCCCACCUCACCUCUCUCCUCUAAGUGAAUGAG